This is a messenger RNA of Sinocyclocheilus rhinocerous, 882 nucleotides long. RefSeq names its product myosin-IIIa-like. The transcript is spliced from 8 exons. Gene Ontology annotation, biological process: peptidyl-serine phosphorylation; positive regulation of filopodium assembly; regulation of actin filament length. The annotation marks the transcript as partial. Lineage: Eukaryota; Metazoa; Chordata; Actinopteri; Cypriniformes; Cyprinidae. Gene Ontology annotation, molecular function: microfilament motor activity; ATP binding; protein serine/threonine kinase activity. Gene Ontology annotation, cellular component: filopodium tip; photoreceptor inner segment; stereocilium tip. The record is from RefSeq and is a predicted model, not a curated record.
UCCUCCACAAGUGUUCACACACUGCGACUGCUUCAACAGGGUCAAUAUGGAAUUAUUCAACAAAAUGUUCAUCGAGCAUUUUAGAAAGGAAUGAGAUCGCUCGGGAAGAUGUUUCCUCGCUCAGCAAAAUCCAUUGUCUUUGACAGCUUUCCAGAUCCAUCUGACACCUGGGAGAUCAUUGAGACUAUUGGUAAAGGGACUUAUGGGAAAGUUUAUAAAGUGCUUAACAGGGUCAAUGGCAGCAAAGCAGCCGUCAAAAUACUGGAUCCAAUCCAUGAUAUUGACGAGGAAAUUGAAGUCGAGUAUAACAUCCUGAAAGCUCUCUCAGACCAUCCCAAUGUCGUCAAGUUCUUUGGAAUGUUCUACAAGAAGGACGUCAAGAACGGGGACCAGCUAUGGCUAGUGAUAGAGUUGUGUAAUGGAGGGUCUGUCACAGAUCUGGCUAAAGGUAUGCUGAAAAGAGGAGACCGCAUGGAGGAACCCAUCAUAGCCUACAUCCUACAUGAAUCUCUCAUGGGUCUCCAGCAUUUACACAUCAAUAAAACCAUCCAUCGAGAUGUCAAGGGCAACAACAUCCUGCUCACCACAGAAGGAGGAAUCAAGCUGGUUGACUUCGGGGUAUCGGCCCAGCUUACAAACACCCGGCUACGGAGGAACACUUCGGUCGGAACGCCCUUCUGGAUGGCCCCUGAGGUCAUCGCAUGUGAGCAGCAGCUCGACUCCACGUAUGACGAGCGCUGUGACGUGUGGUCUCUGGGUAUCACUGCCAUAGAGCUGGGUGAUGGAGACCCGCCCCUUACUGAUCUUCAUCCAAUGAGAGCUCUCUUCAAAAUUCCAAGCAUGAGGAUGGAUGGCACUGCUGCUUACUUGGGCCUUGGAGCU